CAAAUUUAUUACGUCAAAAUUUUCACCUUUCCGCGAAAUACCAUAGUUUAAAAACAUUUCUUUAAAAAUGUUCAAAUUAAAUAAAUCUCUCACAAAACAUUUAAUUUUAAAUAGAAAUUUCAAAAACUACGUUUCAACAUGGUCACCAUUGGCAACAGCAUUCAAUUCACCGCCACAUAAAAGAAUUAAUCUAACACGCAAUGAUGUGGGAUUAUUCAAUUUACCUGAAUUAAAAUCCUUCGAAGGAUUCUACCUUUUGAAAGACAAUGUUGGCAAUAAAACAGAUGACCUAAUCCAAGAAGCCAUCUCACAAAAUCGCUCUAGGAAAAUGGUGGAAAUUUUUGAUGAACUCUCUGAUUCCCUCUGCAAAGUUGCUGAUCUAGCUGAAUUCAUCCGCAUUGCCCAUCCACAAAGUAAAUAUUCGCAUGCAGCUGAAGAGGCUUGCAUAACAAUAAGUGGAAUUGUUGAAAGCUUAAACACACAUAAACCUAUCUUUAAGGCGCUACAGGGUGUUGUUGAAAACGGUGACAUCAUGCCAACCACAGAAAUCGAUCGUCACGUAGCCAAGUUGUUCCUAUUUGACUUUGAACAAUGUGGCAUACAUCUGCCGGAAUCUGAGAGACAGAAAGUAGUCCGACUAAACGAUGCAAUUCUUCAAUUGGGUCAGAAAUUUAUGCAUGGUGCAGUCAAUCCGUCAGCGAUUCCAAGAAAAAGUGUUGCAGAUGCUAUAGCUCAUAUAUUUCCCUCUGAUGGAGAUAAUUUGUAUAUAUCUGGGCUAUAUACAAAUUCUUCCAGUGCUCAGGCUAGAGAGGCAGCUUAUAGGCUCUUCCUUCGACCCAUUGAGAGUCAAGAGGAACUUCUUUCCGAUCUCAUUGCUUGUAGAUAUCAAUUAGCAAAAACUUGUGGAUUCGAAACAUAUGCACAUAGAGCUUUGAACUCUAGCACCGUAGAACAUCCAACAAUGGUUAAACAAUUUAUUGACGAAUUAUCAGAUGAGUUGCGACCCAGAGCUGAAAGUGACUUUCAAAUUAUGGACAAAAUGAAGAAAAAGGAUAGCAUAAAUUCCAAUGCAUCUUUAGCUGCAUGGGAUACACCCUAUUUCACUUCUGUGGUUAGAAAACAAUGGCUCAAUGCAAGUUCAAAUGAAUUUUUACCAUACUUCAGCUUAGGCGGUUGCAUGGAAGGUUUGGAUAACCUAAUGAAAUCACUAUAUGGUGUCAGCUUACAAAAUACAGAAGUUGAACCUGGUGAAGUAUGGAACAAUGACAUCUACAAACUAUCUGUUGUUCAUGAGACUGAAGGCCUUUUGGGUUACAUUUAUUGUGAUUUCUUUGAACGCAAUGGAAAACCAAAUCAGGACUGCCAUUUUACAAUUCAAGGAGGAAAGAAAUUAUCUGAUGGAAGUUAUCAGCUACCAAUAGUAGUUGUCAUGUUGAAUUUAAGUCCAGCCCGAUGGACAGGGCCAACACUCUUGUCACCGUCUCGUGUAGAUAAUCUGUUCCAUGAAAUGGGUCACGCAAUGCAUUCGAUGUUGGGUCGAACUGAAUAUCAACAUGUGACGGGAACACGUUGUAGUACUGAUUUUGCUGAGGUGCCAUCAGUCCUUAUGGAGUACUUUGCAAGUGAUCCGAGGGUAUUGAAAACAUUUGCAAAACACUAUCGGACACAUGAACCAAUGUCAGAGGAAAUGUUACAACGAUUGUGUGCAUCGAAAAAUAUCUUCUCGGCAAGUGAAACACAAUUGCAGGUGUUCUAUUCAGCUUUGGAUCAAGCUUAUCAUUCAGAAAAACCAACUCAAGGUCAAAAUACAACAGAGACGUUGAAAGAAGUUCAAGCUAAAUAUUACAGUCUUCCUUAUGUUGAAAAUACCGCUUGGCAACUUCGUUUCUCUCACUUAGUUGGUUAUGGUGCCAAGUACUAUUCCUACCUCAUAUCAAAAACCAUAGCGUCGUGGAUUUGGCAGACGUAUUUCGAAGCAAAUCCAUUCAACAGGGAAUCAGGUGAAAAAUACCGACAAGAAGUUCUAGCGCAUGGUGGUGGUAGUCCUAGUCGACAGCUGGUAGCUAAUUUUUUGCAAAGAGAUGUAACCCCAAAGGCGUUAUCGCAAAGUUUAAUUCACGAGAUUGAUGUUAAUAAUGAAAAGAUCAAAGAAAUGAGUAAAAAGUUUAACUCUUCUCUUGGUCAAUGAAAAAUUCAUCAAGUGUGAUAAUGUUAAUUUGAUUUUAAAGUGAAUUUUAACAAAAACAAGUUAAAAAUCUACUUAAUAGAUAAAUUAAAACUCAGAUUUCGCCUUCGUGAGAGUUAAGCAAA
Messenger RNA from Episyrphus balteatus (marmalade hoverfly), 2310 nucleotides. RefSeq names its product mitochondrial intermediate peptidase. Gene Ontology annotation, biological process: peptide metabolic process. Gene Ontology annotation, molecular function: metalloendopeptidase activity. The transcript has 8 exons. The coding region runs from base 68 to 2188 and encodes 706 amino acids. NCBI's taxonomy places the organism in Eukaryota, Metazoa, Arthropoda, Insecta, Diptera, Syrphidae. The record is from RefSeq and is a predicted model, not a curated record. Gene Ontology annotation, cellular component: mitochondrion.